CUCGGCUAACGGUGCCCUAUCCGUCAUACUUCCAUUCAGCCUGUGGAGGUCUUUCUUCGACUGGGGCGCUAUCCGAUAGCGACCACGCCGCGCCGUCAAUACCCCGCCUUCAUGGUCUUCGUGACCUGAAGACGAAAGUUAUAUAGACUGAUGAGGGCUCUGGUAAUGUAAAUGAUGGUGUUCUUCAUCUUUGACGAGAGCAAUUGAUACGCUCAUCUUUCGGCAAUAUCACAAUACCACAAUAUGACGGCCAAACCAACCAUUAUCUUUGUUCCUGGGGCAUGGCACUUGGCAAGUGGGUAUGACGCAGUUAUUGCAGAGCUCAAAGAUGCGGAAUACGAUGCGGUGAAGGUAGAGCUCCCGUCUAUCGGGGUCGAGCCAGGUCUUCAAACAUGGGAGAAGGACGUCGAAAGCGUGCGUUCAGCAAUCAGCAAAACCGUUGAAGCCGGCAAAGAUGCAGUACUAGUCGCUCAUUCGUAUGGUAGUAUGCCAGCGAACGAAGCCGUGAAAGGCUUCGAGAAGACGGCUAGACAGGAGCAAGGAAAGAGUGGCGGAAUAAUCAGUUAUGUAUAUUGUACUGCCUUUGUGCUACCGGAGGGCCUGUCGCUCAUUGAUGCACUUGGAGGAAACGAUCUCCCCUGGUGGAAGAAGUCGCAAAAUGAUACGAUUGUCGAACCAAUCGAUCCGGCUACAAUAUUUUACAACGACCUAAAUGCGGAAGCCCAGAAGAACUGGAUUAGCAAGCUAAAGACUUUCAGCUAUCGGAUGUUCUAUCAUAAGUCAACAUACGCAGCAUGGCGUCACCUACCAUCUUGGUAUAUAUACUGUACGCUCGAUAAUGCGAUCCCUCAUCCAGUACAGCAGAGCAUGGUUCAAGGAACAGGUGUCAACUUCCGGAGCGUUACUCUCGAGGCCAGUCACAGUCCCUUUUUAAGCAAGCCAAAGGAGACAGCGUAUGCUAUUCGCAAUGCUGCUGGUGAGAAUGUUUGACGAUGGUGCGGUUGUGAGAGAUGAGAUACCCUGGAGGUUGUAAACAGAAAUCCUUAUCUUAGUUUUUACUUUACGGAUCCCUAAUGGUUGAGCUGAAUGUGUUAGACAUCUGUUCGUCACUGCAAUGAAAAUGUCUAUACGGGUUCUUACGCAGUCCGCACCCAUAAGUGAUUCAACUUUUACACAACCUGGAAAACCAUAAAUGAAGAGAUGUGGGACUAGGUCGAUGCUGCGAUUGCGGGGAUUUCGAAGAGUUGACCUUUACAAGUCUAACUCAGAGCAGUUUAGCUUGAGUUAAUAUCUAUAGCACUUAGCGUUGCUCGUUACUUACAAAGAG
Messenger RNA from Pseudovirgaria hyperparasitica, 1327 nucleotides. RefSeq names its product alpha/beta-hydrolase. The transcript has a single exon. Bases 244 to 990 code for a protein of 248 amino acids. The record is from RefSeq and is a predicted model, not a curated record. Lineage: Eukaryota; Fungi; Ascomycota; Dothideomycetes; Acrospermales; Acrospermaceae.